CUUUUUCUUUUCUUCUUUUACAUAUAUUAAAGCAAACACAAUAAGAUGGUUGUCCUAGCUGCUGCUGUGGUUACUAAGAGUGGAAAAGCUGUUAUUUCCCGUCAGUUUCACGAGAUGCAACGUUCUCGUAUCGAAGGCCUUUUAGCCUCUUUCCCUAAAUUGACAAGCACGGGUCAACAACACACCACUGUUGAAACAGAACACGUCCGUUUCGUUUAUCAACCUUUGGAUGACUUGUUUAUGGUCCUUAUUACUAACCGUCAGUCCAACAUUCUGCAAGAUAUUGAAUCUCUUCAUUUGUUUGCUCGUGUCGUCACUGAUAUUUGUCGUUCCUGUGACGAACAUCAUAUUCUUCGUAACGCCUUUGAAUUGUUGUGUGCUUUUGAUGAAAUUAUCUCAGUUGGCUACAGAGAAAAUGUCAAUUUGUCUCAAGUCAGAGGCUCUAUUCAAAUGGAAAGUCAUGAAGAAAGAAUUCAAGAAAUCAUUGCCAAGAACAAGGAACAAGAGGCCAAGGAAGAACUUAAGAGAAGAGCCAAACAAUUUGAGAUGCAAAGAAAGGAAGCUCAAAAGCGUGGUCAAGGUUUUAUGCAAGGCAACUUCAGCUCAAGCAGCAUGACUAUGGGCGGUUAUGGUGGUGGAAGUGGAUACUCUCCUUCUUCAGAAUCAUUACCUUCCAUGAGAGAUUCUCCUUCAUCAUACAGCCGCUCUUCUACUACUCCCAGCGCCCCUACUUCUACUUCCAAAGCAAAGGGUAUGCAAUUAGGCCGUAAACCCAAGGCUGCUGAUUUAUUUGAGGCUAUCAAGCCUGAUGUUGAAGAACCUCUCUUGUCAUCUCCUUCUAUUGGUCAAAAGGCUGUUUCGAGCGUAAAUCAAAAGGGUGUUCAUGUUGAUAUUGAAGAACACGUCUCAUUGACUGCUAACAAGGAUGGUGGUUUAGAACAAAUGGAAGUGAGAGGUGUAUUGACAUUAAAGAUCUCUGAUCCUUCAGCUGCACGUAUCAGCCUUGCCCUUGAAGCUGGCAACGACUCAUCUAUCCAAUUCAAGACCCAUCCCAACGUAGAUAAAGGCGCUUGGAAAGACCAAAGCAUUGUACAGAUGAGAGAUUUAUCACGACCUUUCCCUACAAAUCAAAAUUUGGAAGUUGUCAAGUGGAAGUUAUCUACUCGAGAUGAAACUGCUGUUCCUUUGACGGUCACUUGCUGGCCUUCUCCAGCUGAAAACGGUACUUCAGAUGUAAAUGUAGAAUACGAAUUGGAAAAUGAUGAUUUAGAAUUACGCGAUGUUGUGAUUUGUAUUCCUUUACCUGCCGAACCAACAGCCAAUGUUAGUCAAGCAGACGGAUCUUAUUUCGUUGAUCGUUCCAGAAGAGUGCUUGAAUGGCAACUUCCUGUCAUUAGUAGCUCAAAUAAGUCAGGUUUGUUGGAAUGCAAUAUUCCUGGCGAUGACUCGAAUGGAUUCUUCCCUGUCUCUGUAUCUUUUGUGAGCGACAAAUUAAUCAGUGGCGUUGAUAUCAAGCAUAUUGUCAAUGUCGAGAACAAUUCGGAUGCUUCUUUCUCUAGAGAGACUUUAAUGAGUACAGAUGACUAUAUUAUUGGAUAAAAUACUUUAAGUUCUUAUAUAAUAAAGAAAAUGAUAUAUGCUUUA
Molecule: messenger RNA, 1644 nt
Organism: Gilbertella persicaria
Lineage: Eukaryota; Fungi; Mucoromycota; Mucoromycetes; Mucorales; Choanephoraceae
Exons: 9
Coding region: 46-1599 (517 amino acids)
Biological process (GO): retrograde vesicle-mediated transport, Golgi to endoplasmic reticulum; Golgi localization; endoplasmic reticulum to Golgi vesicle-mediated transport
Cellular component (GO): COPI vesicle coat; cytosol
Source: RefSeq, a predicted model, not a curated record